AUGUCGUGCGUUUUUUUGACCACAAUUUGGGACACUUUGGAUCGCGACCCGCUUUCCCUCGACUUCCAGAAACCGAACGCCGCGAUGCUCUCCUUCAGACCUCUAUUCGGGGGCAGAAACCACAUCCUCUUCAACCUCUACUCGGGUUCGUGGCCUUCGUAUCGCGAGCUCGACUUCGCCUUCGGCCACAAUUACGGCCCAAUCUCGCAACUGCUGCGCAACGCCCUCCUCAUCAAAGCCAGCCAAUCGCGCGCCUCCUAUCGCCACGGCUUCGACGUCGCCCUCCCCCUCUUCGCGCGCAACCACGUGACGCGGGGGCCGCCCUUCGUGGCCGAGCAGCGCCCCUCCGCCCCCGCGGCCGCCACGAGCGGUCAGUACCUGUUGGUGUUCAAGGGCAAGCGCUACACGUAUGGCAUCGGGAGCGAGACGCGCAAUUCGCUGCACUUCCUGCACAACGGCCGUGACGUCAUCAUCCUCACCACUUGCAAACACGGCAAGAAGAGCGUGAAGGACGCCGACUGCGACCGCGACGACCAGCGCUACGACGACCACGACUACCGCGCGCUCAUGCGCAACGCCACCUUCUGUCUGGUGCCCAGGGGGCGCCGCCUCGGCUCCUACCGCUUCCUGGAGGCGCUGCAGGCGGGGUGCGUGCCGGUGGUGUUGGCCAACGAGUGGCUCCUCCCCUUCCACGAGAUCAUCCAAUGGCGCGACUGCGCUGUGAUCGCCGACGAGCGCCUCCUCUUCCAAAUCCCCGAAACCUUGCGUCAAAUCUCGCGCCAAACCGUCGCAACAAUGAGAGCCAAGUGUCUCGCGCUUUACGACACGUACUUCUCUUCCGUGGAGCGCAUCGUUCUGACGUCACUCCUCGUCAUCGAGAGUCGCAUUCAUCCGCAGCGCGCGCCCCCAAGAACGCAGUGGAACCUGGCCACGCCCACCAUGGCCGUAGUGGUCGGCCAAUCACAGCUCGGCGUUCGCGACCCGCUCGUCGCGCAGCUGUUGGCCGAAGAGCCGAACGGCACUUCGCGCGCGUUCACCGUCAUUGUUGACGUGAAGGACGCGAAUGACGUCACGAGCAAUCUGCACCGAUUGUUGACGCGCGUGCUCUCCGCCUCGCCGCUCGUCUCUCGCGUGCUGUUGGUCGCGAAGAAAGGCGUAAAACUUCCCGAACUGGACUCGCGACUGGUGCGCGUGGUGGAGCGCGACUCUGCCGGCGCGCGCUUCCGCCCUCACACUCUGGACACUGAGUGCGUGCUCCAACUCUCCGCUCAUUCGCUGCUUUCCUCCCAAGAGCUCGAGUUCGGAUUCAGUGUUUGGCGCGCGUUUCCCCAGCGCGUGGUCGGCUUCGCGGCACGUGACCACUUCUGGGCGGACGGCGCGUUCGAGUACUCGUCCAAAUGGACCAAUCGCUACUCUCUCGUGCUCACAGACUCCGCCUUCUACCACAAAGCUUUCAAUCACUUGUUUUCCGACUUUUUCGCCAACAAUGACUCGUUUCUCGCGACAGAAGACGAAGAAUGCGUGGAUUUCGCGUUCUCAUUCCUCGUGAGUCACGUGACACGAGAAGGCGCGAUAAAAGUGACGCAACGGAAGACGAGUUCCAACGCGACGCUCUCGUGGCAGGAGUUCCGCGACCGCAAGUCCUGUUUCCGGAAACUGCAGACAUUGUUCGGCUAUCUGCCAUUGAUUGAGAGUCGCGUGCGCUUCGAUCCCCUCCUAUAUAAAGACUCGGUUUCUGUAAAACGCAAAAAGUAUCGCAAACUCGAACAUUGCUCGCGACAACAACUCCCCUGCAAUGGCCUCGGCGUCGGGUCCCUACAACUACUCCUACAUCUUCAAGUACAUCAUCAUCGGCGACAUGGGCGUCGGCAAGAGCUGUCUGCUCCACCAGUUCACCGAGAAGAAGUAAUCGGCGUCGAGUUCGGCACGCGCAUCAUCGAGGUGUGCGGCCAGAAGAUCAAGCUGCAGAUCUGGGACACGGCCGGACAGGAACGCUUCCGAGCCGUGACGCGCUCCUACUACAGGGGCGCCGCGGGCGCGCUCAUGGUCUACGACAUGACGCGGCGCUCCACCUACAACCACCUGAGCUCGUGGCUGACGGACGCGCGCAACCUGACCAAUCCCAACACGGUCAUCUUCCUGAUCGGCAAUAAGUGCGAUCUGGACGCCCAGCGCGACGUCACGUACGACGAGGCGAAGGCGUUCGCCGACGAGAACGGACUCACGUUUUUGGAGACGAGCGCCAAGACGGGCGACGGCGUGGAGGAGGCGUUCUUGGAGACGGCCAAGCGCAUCUUCCAGAACAUCCAGGACGGCUCCCUCGACCUGAACGCCGCCGAGUCGGGCGUCCAGCACAAGCCCAACCCCGUGCUGUCGGCGCAGGCGCUCAGCGCCGGAAGAGAGGGCGGCCGCGACGGCGGAGGCGCGUGUCAGUGUUAAUUGUUU
This is a messenger RNA of Medioppia subpectinata, 2445 nucleotides long. Lineage: Eukaryota; Metazoa; Arthropoda; Arachnida; Sarcoptiformes; Oppiidae. The record is from the annotation of a GenBank genome assembly.